Anoplopoma fimbria (sablefish) is the source of this 1990-nucleotide messenger RNA. Its product is annotated as dual specificity protein phosphatase 2-like. Gene Ontology annotation, biological process: protein dephosphorylation. Gene Ontology annotation, molecular function: protein tyrosine/serine/threonine phosphatase activity. The record is from RefSeq and is a predicted model, not a curated record. Bases 103 to 1263 code for a protein of 386 amino acids. The transcript is spliced from 6 exons. NCBI's taxonomy places the organism in Eukaryota, Metazoa, Chordata, Actinopteri, Perciformes, Anoplopomatidae. Gene Ontology annotation, cellular component: cytoplasm.
ACGGGAUCUCGCUGGACAGUCAUUAAAAAAGUCCACUUCUACCGAGACACGCACACGACGGACAGCCCCAGUGGAAUCCAUUAGUUUUAGCAUGUUCUUUUAAUGAGGGGCUGCUGGGAACAGCUGAUGAAUCUGCCAAAUGACUUAAACGAGAUGGGCGUACUACUCUCCAGAGUGAAUAACAGAUGUAGAGGAAACUCCAGAGAGCCUGUCAACAGAUCCGAAACGGUGAGCAGCAUCUGUUACAGAGAGGUCAACAGUUCGGACAGCGACCAUUCCAUCAUACCUAUUCAGAACAAAGCAGUGUGUGAGCCAGAGGGGGUGCUGGUUCCUGCUCUUCCAGUAACAGCGUAUGUGGAGAGAGGCUACAUCACCCCACAGCAAGUGUACAACCAGCUGAGCGCAGAGGAGGGUCAGCCUGCCCUUUAUGAUCCUUACUACAUCCUCAUCCUGGACUGUCGCAGCACAGAGAGGUACGAGGAAAGCCACGUGGUGACAGCGCGGGCUGCUGUGACGGUGAUUCAUCCUGUGCUGGGCUGUCUGAUCAGCUGUAUAGAGCUGCAGAAGUAUUCUACAAUCCUGCUGUAUGCAGUGGAGGGAUGCAGUCCAGUGGGCAGUGUGAAGGCCAGGAUAGACUCUCCAGACCUCCUGCACUGUUUCUUCCAGCUCAGCGGUUUGGGAAUGGACCCUGUCAUUAUGCUGGGGGGAUUUUCGGCCUUCCAUGCCCUCUACCCUUUCCUCUGCACACCACGUAUGGUCCUGCUGGAACCUGAGCGGCACACUCUCACCAUCUACCCCUCAGAGAUCCUGGAAGAAGCCCUCUAUCAGGGCUCUGCCUCCCAGGCCUCUGACUACCGCAUCAUCAAGAAUCUACACAUCACACACGUGGUCAACGCCACCGCCAACUGCCCCGAUGCUUUCCCCAACAUGCUGUGCUACCUGAGGCUGUGUCUGAGCGACGACGCCCAGCAGGACCUGGUGGAGGCACUGCCGCUGGCCUCCAGGUUCAUCAACUCCGCCCUGAUGGCCGAGCCUGCGGGCCGCGUUCUCGUCCACUGCAGUGUCGGCAGGAGUCGCAGUUCUGCACUAACGCUGGCCUUCCUCAUGGAGCAUCGCCGCUGGCCACUGCUUCACGCCCUGCGCUGGUUGAAGGAGAGGAGGGCGUGCUCGGCACCCAACAUGAACUUCCUGCGUCAGCUGCUGACCUAUGAGGAGCUGCUGUUUGGGAGAAAACUCACCUCCCUGAACGACAUCCUCCGAUGACUGGAGUAAGGAGGGGAGGGGAAUGGAAAGGAGGAUACGCUGGAUUCAGGCGGAUUCAGGCGGAUUCAGAUUGUGGUUCGUAGCUGGAAAGAAAUUGGAUGGGCCUGUGUUUUUUUAUGCUUAGGUUUAAAAAUAUAUGAUAUGGGGAGAGAAAAAACUGGCUGAUUGGUAGUGAAUUUUAGUUUCCUUGUACUCAUGUCAAAAAUACCACAGGCACAUUUAUCUUAUUGUUAUUCCAAUAGGUACUGGUUUUAGUAUUACUUCUAAAAUAUUUUAUAUUUUGAAUCCUGUUUUUAGUUUACUUUUCUAAAUCAGUUUACUUAAUCUACUGAUUUUAUCUUACUCUUAUUGCUAUUCUAUUUUGCACUAUUGUUAGUAUUACUUUACAAACACAUUAUAUUUAUUACUCGGUUGUGUUUUUUAUUCUUAUAUUGUUGUGAUUUUCAAGCAUCUCUGGCACAAGAAUUUCCUUCAGGAUUUAUAAAGUUAUCUUAACUUGUAUCGAUGAGCCAGUUAGAUGAAUGCCUUUAUAACCUAUAAGACGGAAAAUAAUAACAAAUAAUAUUCAGGGCUAUACCGAACAGUUCAAAGCUUGCAUCUAUCUUGCAUAUAAUGUCUAUUUGUUGUGUUUUAACCGGGUAUUUCUGUACACUUGCGUCUACACUAAUAUUAUGUAUAUUAUUAUUGUAUUAUGCUAUUUGUAGAAUUAGAUUACAGUAGUGGCUGC